Messenger RNA from Hipposideros armiger (great roundleaf bat), 534 nucleotides. It is a transcript of the gene MRPL18, whose product is annotated as mitochondrial ribosomal protein L18. The coding region runs from base 1 to 339 and encodes 112 amino acids. Gene Ontology annotation, molecular function: 5S rRNA binding; structural constituent of ribosome. Lineage: Eukaryota; Metazoa; Chordata; Mammalia; Chiroptera; Hipposideridae. The record is from RefSeq and is a predicted model, not a curated record. Gene Ontology annotation, biological process: translation. The transcript has 3 exons. Gene Ontology annotation, cellular component: ribosome; mitochondrion.
AUGUUUGGUUUGUUAUUGAGAACACCCUUUCAAAGGUUGCGAGUUGUACGGACGCAGCAUCAUAUAGAAGCGCUUGUUGAACAUUGCAGUGGCCGGGUUGUGGUUUCGGCAUCCACUCGUGAAUGGGCUAUUAAAAAGCACCUUUACAGCACCAGAAACGUGGUGGCUUGCGAGAGUAUAGGUCGAGUGCUGGCAGAACGGUGCUUAGAGGCUGGAAUCAACUUCAUGGUCUACCAACCAACUCCUUGGGAGGCAGCCUCAGACUCGAUAAAACUACUGCAGAGUGCUAUGACAGAAGGUGGUGUGAUGCUGCAGGAGCCGCGGAGGAUCUAUGGAUGAAAUAGCAUUGUUUGGAACAUGUAAUAAAGCCGCCGCUGUUACACCAGCGGAAGAGAGUGUCUGGAGGAACAGACAGCUCGGAAGCUUAUGCAAUAAUGUAACUGCAGAGUGUUGUUAGUAGCUAAGGUCAUCCCAUCCUCCUAUUUUUUUUCUUUUGUUUUUUUUUAUUCAAGAGCUAAAUUCUCCUCUCUUGGA